Molecule: messenger RNA, 852 nt
Organism: Trichomonas vaginalis G3
Lineage: Eukaryota; Parabasalia; Trichomonadida; Trichomonadidae
Product: glycine-rich protein family
Exons: 1
Coding region: 1-852 (283 amino acids)
Source: RefSeq, a predicted model, not a curated record
AUGAAUACAUUGCUCUUUUUUAUUGCGGCGCGGAAUCUAAGAUUUAUUAAAACAAUAGUCGUUGAUGCCACAAAGUCAUUUAAACCCGGAAUAUAUGAAUUUACUUUAAAUGCUGCAGCUGGAGGCCGUGGGUGCCAAUCAGGUUAUAAAAAUACUUAUGGAGGGAAUGGAGCAGAAGUAAAAGCUAGAUUAAAAUUUACCCAUAGAACAAAUGUCACGUUUACAAUCGGAAAAAUGCCUAUAGGAGAUUGCCGUAUAUCAAAUCUAGGUGGAUAUCCUAAUGGAGGAGUGAGCGGUGAAGAUCUCAAUUUCAAGGGCAAUGAUGCAUCGGGCGGUGGUGGGGGAAUGACUGCAAUAAGUAUUGAUGGUAAUUUCAUUUUAAUAGCUGGAGGAGGUGCAGGAGGUGCUGGAAACUUCAACGGAUCUCAUGGAGGAGGUUUUGGAUAUACAUUGCGAGUCACAGGUUUAGCAUCUAAGCAAGAAGAAGAAAGAACAGUGCAAUAUAUUCGAAAAGAUAGUCGACACGGCGGAAAAGGUAAAUCAUGGAUCGCAACUCCAGGAUCUGGUGGUGGUGGUGGCUGGCGUGGAGGAAUGGGAGGAAAAGGCGGUCCAAAAACUGAUCCAAAAGUUUGUGGUUGUGGAGGAACCUCAGGAUAUUUAAAUUCUUUUCAAUAUUUCUUCACACCCCCAACAGCAAUAGAUGGUAGAUUUACAAAUAAUGACGGAGAUGGCUCAGUUAAUAUUGUUCUUGUUAAUGUACUGGAUACAGUUCCAGAAAAUAAUCGCAAACCCCGAAAGAUCUUUGUUGCAUCCUCAAUGUAUAUGUCAUUUGCAGCCACAAAUUUGUUAUAA